This is a messenger RNA of Momordica charantia (bitter melon), 4081 nucleotides long. RefSeq names its product protein NETWORKED 2D. The record is from RefSeq and is a predicted model, not a curated record. Gene Ontology annotation, molecular function: actin binding. Lineage: Eukaryota; Viridiplantae; Streptophyta; Magnoliopsida; Cucurbitales; Cucurbitaceae.
UUCCCUCUCCUUCUCUCUCUCUUCUUUCCUCUCUCUCUCCUGUUCUAAAUUUCUAAUUCUUUUUACAAUACAGUCUCUGUUCUUCCAUUGUUUAUUCUGAUUAAUCCAAGGCUUUCCAGGAAAUUCCAUCGCAUGUCUUCUCUCUUCGCCUAGAGAGAGAAAGACAGAGAACAGAACAAAAACAGAGCACAACAGAACAGGGAGGUUUGGAAAUUAGAGAGAGAAACAAAAUAGGAUAGGAAAAUCCCCCCCAGAAACAUCAAAGAUGUUGCAGAGAGCUGCAAGCAACGCUUAUUCAUGGUGGUGGGCAAGCCACAUCAGAACCAAACAAUCCAAAUGGAUGGAGCAAAAUCUUAUAGAUAUGGAGGAGAAGGUCCAAGUUGUGUUGAAGCUGAUAGAAGAAGAUGGAGAUUCAUUUGCGAGGAGAGCUGAAAUGUAUUACAAAAAGAGGCCAGAACUGAUCAACUUUGUGCAGGAAUUUUACAGAGCUUAUAGAGCUUUGGCUGAUCGGUAUGAUCAUAUUUCAACUGAGCUGCAGAAUGCAAACAACACCAUUGCUUCGGUUUUUCCGGAGCAGGUGCAGUUUUCGAUGGACGAGGAAGACGAAGAAGCGAUGCCGAAGUUCACAAAGAAGCCACCAGAGAUCCCCAAAGCGAACAUCCCAAAAGUUCCCAAGGCCCCCAUUGAUUUGAAGACUGUCAUAACGACAGCGACCCAGAAGUUGAAGACCAAGAAGAGCCAGAAGAGUGGCUCGAAACUGGCAAACAUCGUUUCGACGGUUGUGGCUAAUAAAUCUGGCUUGACCAAAACGGAGGCACUCCAGGAGAUUGACAAGCUGCAGAAACAGAUCCUGGCACUGCAAACUGAGAAAGAGUUCUUGAAGAGCUCUUAUGAAAGCGGGCUUGCGAAGUACUGGGAGAUUGAGAACCAAAUCAAGGAGAUGCAGGACAGAGUUUUCAACUUGCAGGACGAGUAUGGCGAGGGAAUGGUCAUCGAGGAUGAUGAUGCUCGUAAUUUGAUGGCUAAAGCAGCUUUAAAAUCCUGCCAAGAGUCAUUGGCUCAAUUGCAGGAGAAACAGGAGAAGUCAGCUGAGGAAGCAAGAAUAGAGUCUACAAGGAUUAAGGAAGCUAGAGAGAGAUUAGAGUCUCUCAAAGGCAAGCUAAAGGGCGAUCCUUCGAGCCAGGAGAAGUCACUGGUGAAGAACGAACCCGUAAGGCAAAAAGAACCAGAUCGAUCGAAACACGUAGUUGAAAAUGCAGUAGAAGAGAAACAAAGAGCAGAGGAAGUACGCCAAAAGAUUAAGGUGCAGUUAGAGACCACUACAUGUCUUACCAUGACAGAAAUGGCCGAGAAGAUUGAUGAACUUGUAAACAAGGUGAUCAGCUUAGAGUCUGCGCUGUCUUCACAGACCGCCCUCGUAAAGCAGUUAAGAUCAGAAACCGACGAACUCCAUACACAGAUUCGAACCCUGGAAGAUGACAAGGCAUCAAUAAUUGAUGGAAAAAACAAUCUACAGCAGAAGUUGAAAGAAAUGGAGCAAAAGUUGGGUGGGAUUCAGGAUCUAAACCAGAAAGUUGAGAAUGAGAAAACCAAUUUCACUACGCAAAUAAUUGAGGUACAUUGUAAUCUAGAUCAUCUUUCUGAGAAAUUGCCUAGCGUACAACAGGAUGUGGAGCUCGAGCCGAAAUCUUCAACAAGCACGGAGGAGGUCGAACAGCUGGAGAAACUUCCUAGCAUGAAGCUAGGUGCAAGUGGACCACAUACAGAGCUUGAACAGCCUGACAAAAAGUUGAAAGCUCAUGAGGGUUCAAAUGAUCCAAAGCAAAUGAAAUCAGAUGAAGCAUGCCAGGUAACAGAUUCGAGACGAAGUGAAGAACCAGUCGCUGAUAUGAAAUCAUCAGAGUUUGCAUCCCCUAAAGAAGAGGAAUCACAGAAUUUCAAAGGUAAAUCUGAGAAAGCUGAUGUAAGUGAUAUGAACAUAAAUCAAGAGAACACAGGUUUAACCCAGGUGGAUUCACCAAAUUUGGGAAGCAGUUCUAAGAAACUUGCUGUUAGUGCUACUUCUAGAAGUCUAUUAGAAGUUGUUGAAACCCAGGAUAAAUCACAGAGUUCUAAAGGUAGUUACGAGAAAUCCGAUGCAGAUGAUGCUGCCAAAAGUCAGGAACAAAAUUUUCAAACCUUGUCAGUAAAUAGCGGAGCCGAUCCCGAGAAAAAUGAUGUUAAUGGUUCUGCUAGAAAUCCAGUAGAAAUUGUUCAAACCGUGGCUAAUUCACAGUACUCUAACUUUGGUCGUGAGGAAGCUGGAGGGAAUGCCACUUCUACAAGUCAAGCAGAAGCUCCUCAAACCCAGGAUAAAUCAGAGAGUUUAAAAGGUACUUCUGAGAAAUCUGAUGCAGACAACUCUUCCAGAAGUCGAGAAGAAAUCGUUCAAGCCUUGUUAGUAAAUAUUGAAGGCACUACCGAGAAAAAUGGCACUAACGGUUCUGCAGGAAAUCCAGUAGAAGUUGUUCAAACCAAUGCUAAUUCACAAUAUUUAGAAGGUGGAGGGAAUGGUACUCGGACGAGUCAAGCUGAAGAAAUUUACAAACAGGCAGAUCUAGGACAUCCUUCAGAGAAAACAGAGGAUGCGAUGAAAGAGCAAAACAAAGAAGAAAAUAAGACUUUUUCAGAGGCAAUUGAUGCAGAACAACAAGGGGGGAAAGUAAUGGAGAAAGAAGAUGAACCAAAUUGGCAGCAGUUGUUCAUGAGUGGAAUAGAAGACAGAGAAAAAGUCCUCCUGACAGAGUACACUACAACUCUUCGAAAUUUCAAGGAUGUCAAGAAGAAGCUCAAUGAAAUGGAUGAAAAGAAUCGGGAUCACAAACUUCAAACAUCAAAGCUGCUAAAUGAGUUAAAAACUUCAAAUGCCUUGAAGGAUCAAGAAAUCAGAUCCUUGCGCCAUAAAUUGAAUCUUAUGCAGAAAUGUUUCACUGAGAGCAAGGAAUCGGUGGAUCUAAGCAAGGAAUCUUUAGAUUUUAGUCCCUCAGAUCACCAGGAAGCCUCAAGCACAUCGGAGGAUCAAAACAUCGACAAGAUAACAAGGGCUGAUUCAAUUCAGUCAGAAACACCGACACCUCAACUAUACGAUGAAGAAGAAGAUUCAUUCGAUAUCAGUAAGCUUCUAGUUCAACAACCUACCACUAUAUCAGUGAUUGAAGAAAAGCUCAGGAUGAAAAUUGAUGAACUUCUGGAGGAAAACUUAGACUUCUGGUUGAAAUUCAGCACUUCUUUCCAUCAGAUACAGAAAUUUGAAACUGGGAUACAGGAUUUAAAAUCAGAAGUAAAAAAACUUCAAGAAAAGGGAAAGAAGAUGGAUGAAAGUGGCAGCGGAAACUACUCCUUGAAAUCAGAAGCCCGGCCAUUGUACAAACACCUGAGGGAGAUACAGACUGAACUUACAGUCUGGUCAGAUAAAAGUGCAGCAUUGAAAGAGGAGCUGCAAAACAGAUUUUCAUCACUGUGCAACAUCCAAGAAGAAAUAACAGCUGGAUUGAAGGCAAGUGCCGAGGAUGACGACUUCUCGUUCACGAGCUAUCAAGCUGCAAAGUUUCAGGGGGAAGUUCUGAACAUGAAACAAGAGAACAACAAAGUUGCUGAUGAAUUGCAGGCAGCAUUAGAUCACAUAGCAUCUCUUCAACUUGAGGUAGAUACUACCCUGUCAAAGUUGAACGAGGAGUUCCGACUUGCUGGAUCAAAGAAACAGGAGACUCCACAGCUGCGACACUCUGAGAGCCGAAACCGAGUUCCUUUACGGUCAUUCAUCUUCGGCGUCAAACCGAAAAAGCAAAAGCAAUCAAUCUUCUCCGGGAUGGCACCUGUAAUGCAAAAGAAGUAUCAUGCUUUGAGAACAGGAACUCCUAUGUAAAUUAUGUAUGAACUUUCAUUUUCUUUGUUUUGCAUCUUGUAACGCUUUUUAGUCCCACUUUUCAUUUUUCUUUUUUGGUCUGCAAUAUUUGGCAGAAGUGCGAUUUUCCUAGACUUUUGUAAGCUCGAUUAUAAGUUGGUUUUUGGAAAAUACUUAUACCCUACAUUCUUUGAUUCA